ACAAAUGGUUCUUUCAUAGUCUUAAUUACCUAUGAAACUAGGCAAAGACCUUUUCCAGGAAGGUCAAAUACAAAUAAACAUUUGUUCUUCAAUUUUUUUCAAUUCCAAUUUUUAUUCCUAAUUUCAUCCUCCAAAAUAUUCCAAUUCCAAUUCUCUUUCCCAAAUUCCCUCUUCUCAAGUAACACAAGCUUCUUCCUCUGCUCUCUGCAACCUUCAUGGUGGCUUUCAAUUCUCCGCCGUGAUCCUUCCCAUCUUUGCUGAUUUCCCACGAUUCACUCAUCUGGGUAUCCUCAAUCACCCUCCAAAUUUGAAGCACUCUCGAUAUUGUGGUCAAAGUUUGCUGCUUUGACUUCUUUUCUCUGUGUGUCUCAAAAUGGGUGGGAGCGAGAACUCAAAGGCUAUGGUUAUGGGUCGUUUGGCUGAGUCCAUCAAGGAGAUUUCUGGGUUGCCUGAAUGUCAGAACGUUUGCAAGAACAUGUAUGGGAAUUUGGUUCGCAGAGUGAAGCUGUUGAGUCCUCUGUUUGAGGAAUUGAAGGAUAGUGAUGAGUCUCUCAGCGAUGAACAGCUUGAAGCCUUUGAAUCGCUCAGCGUUGCUUUGGAUUCAGCUAAGACCCUUCUUAAGUCUGUGCGUCAAGGGAGUAAGAUUUACCAGGCUUUGCGGAGGAAUGAUACAGCAGAUAAGUUCCAAAAAAUAACUGAAAAAAUCGAAGCUGCAUUGAGUGAAAUUUCAUACAACAAACUUGAGAUAUCAGAGGAAGUUCAAGAACAGAUUGAACUGGUGCAUGCUCAAUUCAAGAGAGCCAAAGCUCAGACAGAAUUUACUGAUUUACAACUAGACUUGGAUAUUACAGUAGCACAAAAAGAAAAAGACCCUGAUCCUGCUAUACUCAAAAGACUUUCUGAGAAGUUGUAUCUGAGGACUAUAAAUGACAUAAAGAAAGAGUCUGGUGAGUUACAUGAAUUGGUUAUCACAAGCAGCGGAGAACUAGGGGACUGUUUAGAGACGAUGUCAUCCCUUCUUAGGAAACUGAAGGACUGUGUGCUCACGGAAAAUCCUGAGGUUGACACCUUUGAGUGUGAAAAAGUGUCAAUUAAGCAUAGGUCUCCUGUGAUCCCAGAUGAUUUUAGAUGUCCUAUAUCUCUUGAACUAAUGAAAGAUCCUGUAAUUGUCUCCACUGGCCAGACAUAUGAAAGAUCCUGUAUCCAAAAAUGGCUAGAUGCUGGUCACAAAACCUGCCCCAAGACACAGCAGACACUUUUGCAUACAGCCCUUACCCCUAACUACGUUUUAAAGAGUCUGAUUGCUUUAUGGUGUGAAAGCAAUGGUGUUGAAUUACCAAAGAAGCAAGGGAGCUGCAGAACAAAGAAAUCCGGAAGCAGUCUAUCAGAUUGUGAUCGAACUGCUAUUAAUGCUUUAUUGGAUAAACUAGUAAAUGGUGAUAUAGAAAAGCAAAGAGCAGCUGCUGGCGAGCUCCGUUUGCUGGCUAAGAGGAAUGCGGAUAACAGAGUAUGUAUUGCCGAGGCAGGAGCAAUACCACUUCUUGUAGAUCUGUUGUCUUCCCUGGAUCCUCGAACCCAGGAGCAUGCUGUUACAGCUCUUCUCAAUCUUUCCAUCAAUGAGAGUAACAAAGGAACUAUAGUAAAUGCAGGAGCUAUACCAGAUAUUGUAGAUGUACUGAAAAUUGGCAGCAUGGAGGCUAGAGAAAAUGCAGCUGCAACUCUCUUUAGUUUAUCUGUUCUCGAUGAGAACAAAGUUGCAAUAGGUGCAGCUGGAGCUAUCCCAGCUCUUAUUAAGUUACUUUGUGAAGGUACCCCAAGAGGUAAGAAGGAUGCUGCUACUGCUAUCUUCAAUCUAUCUAUUUACCAGGGAAACAAAGCAAGAGCUGUAAAAGCCGGUAUAAUGGCCCCAUUGAUGCGAUUUCUGAAGGAUGCUGGGGGUGGAAUGGUAGAUGAAGCACUAGCUCUAAUGGCAAUCCUUGCAAGCCAUCAUGAAGGCAGGAUAGCAAUUGGUCAGGCUGAGCCAAUCCCUACUCUAAUUGAGGUCAUACGAACCGGAUCUCCACGCAACCGGGAGAAUGCUGCUGCUGUCUUGUGGUCACUAUGCACGGGAGAUCUACUGCAGUUGAAACUAGCAAAGGAACAUGGUGCAGAAGCAGCACUGCAGGAAUUAUCAGAAAAUGGAACCGAUAGAGCUAAGAGGAAAGCUGGAAGUAUAUUAGAACUCUUACAACGAAUGGAAGGGGAUGAUAAUUUGCAAAAUUCUUAGUCUCAAAGGUAACCAUGUCCACAUGAGUAGUCUGUAAUAAUAGUGUAUUCCUUCUCUUUAUCUUUCUUUUUUUACUUUAAAUGAAGUCACCUUGCUGAUGGAGUUGAUUUUUAAGAUAAGCAGGCAACUUGUGCAGGAACUUCGUAUUAUGUUUGGUUGACAUUUGUCUGUAAAAAGGGAAAUGUUGUAAAUUAACUGUUGAAUAUGUUACGUGAGGAUUAUAGAUGGGUUUAGUU
Molecule: messenger RNA, 2502 nt
Organism: Gastrolobium bilobum
Lineage: Eukaryota; Viridiplantae; Streptophyta; Magnoliopsida; Fabales; Fabaceae
Product: U-box domain-containing protein 14
Exons: 4
Coding region: 374-2266 (630 amino acids)
Biological process (GO): protein ubiquitination; cell surface receptor signaling pathway
Cellular component (GO): cytoplasm; nucleus
Molecular function (GO): ubiquitin-protein transferase activity; protein binding
Source: RefSeq, a predicted model, not a curated record